Messenger RNA from Cryptomeria japonica (Japanese cedar), 1216 nucleotides. Its product is annotated as protein S40-1. The record is from RefSeq and is a predicted model, not a curated record. NCBI's taxonomy places the organism in Eukaryota, Viridiplantae, Streptophyta, Pinopsida, Cupressales, Cupressaceae. The coding region runs from base 240 to 842 and encodes 200 amino acids. The transcript has a single exon.
CAUAAGAUUGGUCCAAUCUGACAAUUUGGGUGGGUUGAUUUAUAGCGAUAAGAAUUUGGGUCCUCCUGAUUUUUCACAUUACCGUUGUCAAUCGUAUUCGUAGCGAUGACGUUAUACAGAAGGAUCUAAAGGUCAGUACCUCUGUGUGAUGAACUCAGGCUGCUGUAAUAUGUGUGGGUUGAUUUAGAGUUGUGUUCAACGGAAUUUGAAGAAAUCAUUGGGAAUAAAUAUAGGGUGCCAUGGAUUGGACCAAUUCUGUGUUGGGAAGGCCUUCAAUUAAGAAAUGUGAAAUUUCAGGUCAUAAGAGCAAGCUCUGUGAGUUUCAGAGGUCCAAGAGUAUAGAGAAUACAAAGGAGGUAGAUGAGUUUGCUGAGGAGGAUGUGUGGGGUGUUAUAGAAACAGAGAUCAAACAUAUGGGCUCUUAUGAAAAUGGACCAAGGAGCAAUACAGUGUGCAGACAAGGUAGUAAGAGGAGGAAUGAUACAAACAAUUGUGGUAAGAGGAUGAACAUUCCCACAAGUGCGAACCAUCAUGAUGAAAAUGGCAGUCCCAAAAUGGAGUAUCAGUCUGUUCCUAUCAAUAUCCCCCAUUUGCCUCAGAUACUCAACAGUGAGAAUUACAGAAGAGUGAAGGAGGGAGGGGAGGACUCUUCGAGUGAUGGUGAUAAUAUUGAUGAGGGUUAUAAGGAAAGGAUCCCACCUCACAAGUUCAUUGCCGUGCAAAUUGCCAGGAGCCAACUGACUUCAUUUUCUGUCUAUGAAGGGGCUGGAAGGACUCUCAAAGGCAGAGAUCUUAGCCGGGUUCGCAAUGCAAUCUUGACACGGACAGGUUUUAUUAACUGAAUUAUUAAAUCACAACUUUAAUCAAGUCUCUGUCUAGUAUAAUUGUAGAGAAGAUCACCUUCUUAUACUGAACUCUGUUUUUAAUUGCAAUCUUCAAUUAAGUCUGGCUUUACACAUAAUUAUGGAAAAGAUUGAGCAACUUGAAUUGAAAUUCUGAUUUCGUAUAUGUCAUUUAUUAUCUAGAUUUUGUAAAUGUAAUUGAUGAUGAUGUCAAUUGUGUAGAUGUAAUUGGUAAUUAUCACUUUCUUUUCUCAGCAAACAUAUCAGUUGAGAUUCUACGGUUUAAUGAUAUCUGUUUUCUCUUUAUUCCACAAUAAAGAGAGACCUAAGAAACCAUGAAACACAAGCCAGUAAAAGGCAAUCUGAUAGAAGGC